Biomphalaria glabrata is the source of this 1399-nucleotide messenger RNA. RefSeq lists its product as uncharacterized. The record is from RefSeq and is a predicted model, not a curated record. The coding region runs from base 572 to 1276 and encodes 234 amino acids. Lineage: Eukaryota; Metazoa; Mollusca; Gastropoda; Planorbidae. The transcript has 3 exons.
CUUUGACUGUGUCAAUCUGACUGUAUUUUAACUUUUAACUGUGCCAUUCUGACUGCAUUUUAAGCUUUCACAGGCUUUAUCUGACUGUAUUUCAACCUUUGACUGUGUAAAUCUGGCCGAAUUUAGCCUUUGACUGUGUCAAUUUGCCAGUAUUUUAACAUAUGACUGUGCCCAUCUGACUGUAUUUUAACUUUUAACUGUGUCAAUUGGACUUUAGACCUACUUACAUUUCCUGAGAUUCCAAUUGUACCAGACUCGGCCCAGAGCUGCCAAACAAUCGAUGUGAGUGAGGCAGGAGUUCAUCGAUCUUCUCGGCCUAUCACUAUGGAUGUGAUGUGUACACUUUCAGUUUCAGUCUCUAGCACACAGAUGGAAGGUAAAUGUGUUGACCUCUUCACUUCAGUUGUUUAUAUUUCAACUUUCUGACCGUCUUAGUGUAGACAACGUCAAGUUCAAGGGUGGAGUGGAUCACAAAACAUUGGGAUUAGAUUCAAGAGUUCCCACUAGUGGCCUUCCAACUUGUGUACCACGCCCCCAUGGGACUAACGAGGUAGAUCCAACCAGAACAAACAUGGACAAAGUUUGGAGCAAAACACCAACAGAACUGACAUGUAGCAUUCAACUAGAGGACAACAUGAGGGAGGUUCAUGGAAGUGGACAUCGCAGGCCGUCCACUACUUCCUUAUCCAGGUAUCGAUCCUGUCCUGAACUGGCCUCGGCAACUUGUCAACAAGACUCCCCUGCAUGUGACAUGGCCCCAAUGACUGACCAAGAUGGGAUUCUUAUGCACACCACUCCAGUCGUACGUAACAGUCUGUGUGUUGACCUGCCGGAGAUUGAAGUCAAUAACUUCCGGUCAGCUGCUGCUACGCCCAGUCCACCGUCAACACCCGGAAGUCAAAGAAAAGAUGUUAUGACCACAUCUUUUAACUCUCAUUCUACUGCGCGACGUAAACUGGACAGUGCUGGGGUCAUUAUUGGACACAGUCUGCCCGAUGAUCUCCCUUUGAAAGAAGAGAAUCUUCGUCGCUUGGAAGAGUUACGUGUUCAAGGGGUCUACAAGAACAGGCCGUUUGAGGAAGUGACCGACAGUGAGCGUCAGUGGCAGGCCGAGACAGAUGACGAAUCCUCUUUAUGUACAUACAGCAGAUAUCACACUCAAGGACUAUCCAAUGUCCAGAAUGUGGACAAAUGUACACAGUGGCUGCAAAGUAUACAACUGAAUUCAACGGAUAAAAUUAAAUCCAGAAGUCAAAUACAGUUGACACCGAUUUAACUGUUACAGUCAAACAUAAUAGACUAGUAGAAAAGAAUUUAUUGAACUUUGGCUAGCGGAUAUUGUAUUUAAAUAAAUCAACAGUAUAAUGUCAUGGCCAAAUUGAAUAAGAUGAACCCUUUA